Lactuca sativa (garden lettuce) is the source of this 765-nucleotide messenger RNA. The record is from RefSeq and is a predicted model, not a curated record. NCBI's taxonomy places the organism in Eukaryota, Viridiplantae, Streptophyta, Magnoliopsida, Asterales, Asteraceae.
AUGGUAGGAUUUCACUUACCGGGUGACCCCUAUUUCCCCAACCAAGGGAAUGAUGGUUGGAUUGUGGAAGACCCAGAGGAAGAUUCUGAAGAGGAACCCAUGGAGGAUGAGGAAACCAUGGAGGAUGAAGAACCCAUGGAAGAGGAAGAAUCAGUAGACGGUGAGGAAGAAGAAGAAGAAGAAGAAGAAGAAGAAGACUCAGAUGGAACCGAUUCGGAACCCGAAGUUUACAAUCCACACCCUACCCCUGUUCCUCCACAACACUAUCAGGGCCCGACGCCCCAAUGGGCUGAAAUUAUACAUCGAUGGAGCCGAGAGCAAGGCCAACGACCUCCCUAUGGCAUGCAAUGGGGUUUCUACGAUCUUAGCAGAGGAGGGUCAGCCGACCGAGCCCUCCCUGUCAUAGUUCACCGUGUCACACUCCACGAAGAGCAAACAAGAAUUAACACACGACAUCUCAUGGAAGUUGGUGCCACCAGCCAAGUCAACUCCGUUCGUAUUCGUCGGUUGGAUGAUGACCACGAUCGAACUCGAGACCGCACCGAGCUUCUUCGACGGGAGAUGGCCUCGACCCAAGCUGAAGUACAAGAACUCCGAGAACACCGAGAUGCUCUAGAAGGACGUCCGACAGACGCAAAACGCCAGGCGGAUGAAUCCAGAAAAACGCCACCUCGUAGAAAUCCUAGACGUGGCGGCGCCGCAAGAGCUCCACCACUGCCACCACCACCUCCACCACCCCCUCAGUUCGACCCGGUAAUGUUCUAG